AUGAGAUUCACUAGAGCGUUGAGACAGGUUCAAGAGGUGCUUGUCAAGCCUGCCUCUGGAUACCCCAUCGGGUUGACAGGCUACUACCAACACCCUAACCCAAGACCGGCAUUGAUUUCCUUGUACAACCUGACCUUGCAAGUGUUGGAGAAGAAGUUCCCCAAGGAAUCUGUGUACAGACAAUCUGUCGAACAGAUGACGAAAAACAGAUUGCAGAUCGUCGAGAACAACGAGAUUUCCGAGCAGAUCGAGAACCAAAUCGGAGGUGGUUUGAUUGAGGAAAUCGUGGUGCAAGCACACGACGAGUUGACCUUGGCCAAUGAACUCGGUCUGUUGAAAGCCUGGGAGGAGUUGGAACACAAACCUUUGGACGACCAGUGGGUUUACUUCGGAAAGAAAAUGUAA
Messenger RNA from Metschnikowia bicuspidata var. bicuspidata NRRL YB-4993, 405 nucleotides. It is a transcript of the gene MCI4, whose product is annotated as Mci4p. The transcript has a single exon. Gene Ontology annotation, biological process: respiratory electron transport chain. The record is from RefSeq and is a predicted model, not a curated record. Lineage: Eukaryota; Fungi; Ascomycota; Pichiomycetes; Serinales; Metschnikowiaceae. The coding region runs from base 1 to 405 and encodes 134 amino acids.